UUAUCUCACGUUGGUAUAAUUGGACUCCUCUGUCUCUGAUAUAAUUCUCAGGUAACUAUACAAAUGUGCAAAUGUGAGUUCAGCUGUUUAUUUACAAAGUGAAAGUAAAAAAAAAAAGCAUAUGAUGAUGAAGUCGGAAGGACCAGUUAUUUAUAUAAACACAUGUGUAUACCCAUACUUAUUGAUUAUUAUUCAAAAAUUAUUAUAAAUAAAAUAAAGCUAAACUCAUUGAAAAGUGUAUAUAACAAUGGAUAUUUUAAAUAACUUUUCUUUUGAAAAAUCUGGGUUUAAAGCUGAAAAAGAGAGUUCUGAGGAAUACAGAGUCGACGAUCUGGAAAAUGAUUUUACAUACCACUAUUCUCAAUUAAAAAAUAUUUCGGAACCCUUGAGCAGUGAUUCUAAAAUAGAGGCUCCUGACAAUCUUUCAGAUAAUGAAAAUACAUAUUUUGAAUUAACAUCUGAUACGAAAAAUGAAAAUUCAACUUUGGGUGAUUUGUCGAAUUCCGCAGAUAAUGAAUUAGAUGAUGAUGUUAUAAUUGAAAUGGAGUAUUUUAAUUCAUCAAAAGAGAUACAUAGCAAUAAAAAUUCUAAUUACGUUGAACUUGAACAUUAUUCACCUCUUAAUGAUAAAAAAAAGUUGCCGUCAAUAAAAAAUGAGCCUAGUAAAUCUUCAGACGUUUCUAGGGAUAUAAAAAUAUUAGACGUAAGAUCUCUGAGUGAACAGGAUGAUAAUUGGUCACAAAAUGAAGAAAAUACUCAAGAAGAUGUUGAUUUAAUUGAAGACAAUGAUUGUAAAGUAGAGUUUGUGAGGACUAAUUGUGUAAAUGCACCUUUCCAAACUCUCAGAGCAGGAGAGCCCUGGACUUGUGGUAUCUGUUUUUCGGAAUUUGGUGACAUUUCUCAGAUGUUAAAACACAUGCGGACCCACAAAGGUGAUAAACUUUUUGAAUGUAGCACUUGUUUUGAAAGGUUCUCGAAUAAAAGAGAUUUAACCAAUCACAUGCAUAAUCAUAUUCAUGAGGCCUAUAGGUGUUAUAUCUGUUCAUUGGGUUUCACUAAAAAAUUUAAUUACAAUAAUCACAUGCGACUUCAUAAUGCAGAGAAGGAGAAACAACCUUAUCGAUGUGAUGUCUGUUCGAUAAGAUUUUCUGAACGACGUCAUUUAACCAGUCAUUUAAGAACUCAUAAUGAUGAUAAACCAUUCCAGUGCGAAAUUUGCAAUUUGAAAUUCAAGUGGAAAUAUCUUUUAACCCGACACCGGCGAAUUCAUCCAGAGUAAAAGGGUUGAUGUAAUUUUUUAAAUAAGAUAUUUAAUGCAUUUUUAAGUGCUUAGUGGAUUUAAGGGGUUACAAGGGUUUGACGGCUUCAAAAAAUCGAUUUUUCUUUAUUAAUGUUCUUAUUGAAUUCUACAAUAUCUCUAAAAUAUUGUCCUAAAAUUUCAUCUAAAAAGUUGCGCGCUCCAGGCGCUGUUUCAUUGUCACUCAAAACUUUAAACGCGUUUUUCUCAAAACUAUCUUUUCAAAAACGGUUGUCAAGAUUUCUCGAGAACUAUUCAACUGAUCUUGAUGAAAUUUUAGAUAGAUCUUCGAGAUAUAAUUUACAAGGUCUGGAACGAAGGAUUUUUUUUUUUUAAUUACAACUAUUUAAAAAAAAAAUGCCGCGUAGUUUUAGCCAAAGUUUUCAUUUUUUUGUAAAAACCUCUACCCAAAAUCCAAUUAUUAUUUUUUUUUUCUUCAUCCAAGUUCUAAAUUGAAGUCUUAACUAAAACACUUAUUUUUUUUUUUAUUUCUUCAAAUGAUCCUACUAGGAGUUCUACUGUCAAUGGCAGAGUUUUUAAUAUUUUUU
Molecule: messenger RNA, 1845 nt
Organism: Cotesia glomerata
Lineage: Eukaryota; Metazoa; Arthropoda; Insecta; Hymenoptera; Braconidae
Product: zinc finger protein 852-like
Exons: 3
Coding region: 248-1279 (343 amino acids)
Cellular component (GO): nucleus
Source: RefSeq, a predicted model, not a curated record